AUGUUUCCAACCCUGAGAAUAUCCCCGACUAGUAUGGUUGUACUAGGAUUGUGUAUAGCAUCUGUCCGAUCGUCUGAAGUUCACCGAUGUCCGUCAGACUUGACCGGUACCAUGUACACACACAAUGGCCAGUGUUACCGCUACGUGAACUCUCGCGUGACGUGGGACGUCGCUAGAGCAGACUGUUCAUCCAGGAAUGGCGGCCAUCUUGUUGUAAUCCUUGACCGGUCCACCCAAGAUUUUAUUUCCUCGCUACAAUUUCCCAAAUACACCCAACAGGUGUGGAUAGGAUUUUCUGACAGGAAGCGCGAACAGGCGUGGACAUGGGUCACAGGUGACGUGAGGACCUUUAAAUUUUGGGCGAUAGGCAAUCCGGUAUUAUGUUUUGGAAACAAUGUCUUAUGUCCGGAGGACUGUGCAUACUUGCGGACAUCGGACGGACGAUGGAUAGAGGAUAAAUGUAAUGAUGUUCAUGUCAAAUAUCAAUACAUCUGUCAGUAUGAUAUGUCGUCAACGACAACAUCACCAACGACAACGACGUCAAUAAUUACGACGAUGCUGGCGACCCCAGCAACGACACCAUAUCAAACUACAACCACAACGACAUCAACUGCUAUGCCAUCUACAACUACCAAAACACCGUCGACAACAAAAACAAAAAAGUCCUUGCCAUUAACAUCAAAGACGGUCACUCCUGUUAGCUUGACAACGACGCAUGCGUCUACAACUGGCAGUCCGGUGGCUGGAGGAACGGGUCAGUUAUUAGACGAAGACAAGGCUUUAUCAAAAGGUGGUCUUGUUGGUCUAGUUCUGGCGUUGGUUGUCGUCCUAGGUGUCAUCGCUGUUGUCCUUCUGGUGAUUAUCCGUAAACGAAACAGAAGAAAGCGGUAUGAAGAAGAUGACAUACCGGUGCGGUUUGAAAACCGUACCUAUGACACAAACCGACCUCCUAAUUUAUUUGUCGACGAACAAACAGUGAUUUCUAACGGCCUACGUUCAACAGAAAAUAUUUAUGCGACACCGGCACCCAAACCAUGUAAUAACAGAGUUUUGCACCAGAAUGCGUACGAUAUACCAGACAACUGUGACGUCUCAGCUGGACAUUACGACACCGUGAAGGACUGUGAUAUGAUUGAUUUAGAUGUUGACAAGAACGGUGCUUACACAACAAACGGCGACAUGGAGGAUUCAACCUACUCCGAUACAAAGCCAAAGAAAGGAACGGGCUUGGAAGUCUUCGAAAACCGAACAAAUGACGAACUUCUCAAAUGUUUUGAAAAAUUCAACAAGGCCCCAACAGCAUAUAACAACAAUUUGUACAGUGGGGAUAGCAACGGUUAA
Molecule: messenger RNA, 1341 nt
Organism: Ylistrum balloti
Lineage: Eukaryota; Metazoa; Mollusca; Bivalvia; Pectinida; Pectinidae
Exons: 7
Coding region: 1-1341 (446 amino acids)
Molecular function (GO): signaling receptor activity
Source: RefSeq, a predicted model, not a curated record